AUGGAAGCAUUCAAAAUGCGGACCAAUGAGAUCAGGCUGGAGGAUGCUCACAAUGACAAUCCCAACGUCGAAAAUAAGGAGUAUUCCUUAACAGGUCUCCCAACAACAGCUCGCUGGUACAUCGAUGUCCGAGAAUGGGACGCAUGCGGCAAAAAUCUACCAUUGUUGGAAUUCCUUCGCCCGGACGAGCAGAAAUCUGUGAUAAGGUACUAUCAUGAUGCAGACAAACGCAUGUCACUGGCCUCACAUCUCCUCAAAUACCUCUAUAUUCACCAUGCUUGCGGAAUUCCGUGGAAAGAAAUCGUUCUCAGACGCACAGAAAUGCCCGAAAACCGACCAUACUAUAAGUCUACCACGGACACUGAAGUUGAAUUCAAUGUCACCCACCAGGCAGGACUUACUAUUCUAGCGGGAACCAUUGCUCCAAAUCACCAGCAGACGCUACACCACGCCAAUGGGGGAGACCUGACUCCUCAGCCACGGCUGGGCAUUGACGUGACCUGCGUUAACGAGAACCGCCGCAAGGUUAUCAAGACCAUGGCCGAGUACCUAGAACAUGUUUCUAUUUUUGUCGAUGUAUUCUCAGAAACCGAGCUUCGGACCAUGAGAAACCCACGCCAGGCACUUGACCGGGCACGAGAAUGUGGUCUCGCAAAGGCAUUCGACGGAUCUAAUUCUGAAGACACAAUCGUUCGCUAUGGACUACGUCUAUUCUAUUCGUACUGGGCCCUCAAAGAAGCAUACCUGAAGAUGACUGGAGACGCGCUUCUGGCUCCUUGGGUACGUACCCUUGAAUUCUUGAACGUCAUUCCUCCCGAUCCCGUCGAACCUCUUCACGCCCAGAAACCAUAUGUCCCCUCUCAAGGUCUGAAAUACAUCCCACAAUCACCCAAGAACUGGGGCCCUCUAUUCGCAGGAGUGAGGGCCACAAAGGAUGGGAAAACCUUAGAUGAUGUCCGUUUUCAGCUCGUCGCAUUUGAAUCCGACUACAUCGUUGCGGUGGCUGGUCGGGGGCUCCCCGUUGGCGUUUUCCCGGAUGGGAAGUAUAACCAGGGUUUGCACCACUUGCCUGCCCAAAUCACCGUGUGCUCAGAGAAUCAGAAGGAAGAACACCGUAUUCCUCUCAGUGCUAAAAAGGUGAUUGGAGAUAUGGACCCAUGGGAUAUUCCAUCCUCGAUCGUGGACCCCUGGCUUCCAAUGCAAGAGGUUGAUAUUGAUAUUGAUAUCCGGGCUUGUGCUGAGGGUCGAUGUCUUCAUCCUGAAAACCCCAGAUCUGUUCUUUCCAGAGUUAAGGCAGAGUUACCUGAUUCGGCGUGA
Penicillium verhagenii is the source of this 1317-nucleotide messenger RNA. Its product is annotated as 4'-phosphopantetheinyl transferase family protein. The record is from RefSeq and is a predicted model, not a curated record. The transcript has a single exon. Lineage: Eukaryota; Fungi; Ascomycota; Eurotiomycetes; Eurotiales; Aspergillaceae. Bases 1 to 1317 code for a protein of 438 amino acids. Gene Ontology annotation, molecular function: holo-[acyl-carrier-protein] synthase activity; magnesium ion binding. Gene Ontology annotation, cellular component: cytosol.